Messenger RNA from Necator americanus (New World hookworm), 252 nucleotides. RefSeq lists its product as uncharacterized. The record is from RefSeq and is a predicted model, not a curated record. The transcript has 2 exons. NCBI's taxonomy places the organism in Eukaryota, Metazoa, Nematoda, Chromadorea, Rhabditida, Ancylostomatidae. The coding region runs from base 1 to 252 and encodes 83 amino acids.
AUGAAACGACGACGUCGGUUCGCGUGCCGUUUGGUGCGCAUAAUGUGUGGACGCCGCCUGCCACAAACAUGGAACACAGUGCUCGUGCUGUAUACUAUUCACAUGUACUUCACAGUACCGAUGAUGGUCGCUGCAGGGAUAAAGGACAAAACGACAGGACUCCUUCGUCCAUACCGAGAUCUUCAAAAACAAGGAAUCCUACUUGGUGACAUAGAAGACGAUGUUCUUGACAUUUUCUACGAAAAUGCUUGA